This is a messenger RNA of Brienomyrus brachyistius, 3946 nucleotides long. It is a transcript of the gene arhgef33, whose product is annotated as Rho guanine nucleotide exchange factor (GEF) 33. The record is from RefSeq and is a predicted model, not a curated record. NCBI's taxonomy places the organism in Eukaryota, Metazoa, Chordata, Actinopteri, Osteoglossiformes, Mormyridae. Gene Ontology annotation, molecular function: guanyl-nucleotide exchange factor activity.
CGCUCACUGCACAACAAGGGUCCCUUUUGUGGGAGGCAUCAUCAAACUCACAUGGUAAAUCGGAGAUAUUUGCGGGGCUGUAGGCAGAACUCUCAAACAAGGGCACACAGGGGCGAGGAGCUCUACACUGGCACUGACCUGCCAUGGAGAACGGCAAACAUGAAGACCAAGACAACGACAUGGAGGAGGUGGCCUUGCAGAUUGCUAAGCUGCAGACCGUGGUGUUAGAGCUGAAGACUGGCCUGAUGGGGGCGAUACAGGACCUUUCCAGCCUCAAGCUGAGGGACGGCAGUCUCGAGGAGAGGGUGAGGAGCUACCGCAGCGACAUGGACGAGAAGAUACUGGGCGUAAAGAACACGUUAAACACCUUCAAGGAGGACCUGACUGCUGCCAUGGCUCAUAUGAAGGAGGUCAACGGUAGGAGCAUGGAGAUGCAGCGGGGCGUGGAGCUGUUCCAGGUGGAGGUGGGCAGGGAGCUCCUCUCCGCUCAGCAGAGGAGAGCCUCCAGGGAUGACGUCCAGGCCGACAGCCUUCAGUGGCCCCUUGGACAGCCGGAACACAGCUUCCCCCAUCACUACCUCGCCUGCCUCCCGAACGGUUCUUCCCAGAUAAAUCCUUCAUCUGUCCCUGGAAAGGGUGUUUCUCUAAGCCACGCCCACAAAGACAACCACAGUUAUACCACGUUGGUUCCAGGCACCGGCAGCCCGCAACAGGACGUGGGCAGUCCUCGGGCCCAGGGGGGCGCGUCCCUGUCACCGGUGUGGGGAGAAAACAGGGACGGUAAAGGUGCCACCGAUGGACAGGACACCCAGGAGAACGGUGCGAGGUGGAUGACCGCCUUGGAGCUGUUGGAGUCAGAGAGGCUGUACGUCUCCUACCUGUCUGUGCUGCUCAAGGCCAACAUCACAUUCAACGGCACGGAGGCCCUUCAUGUGAAGGACAAGCGACCUUUCCCCAGCUCCCUACGCUUCCUCAUCCAGCAGCACCUGGAUCUACUGCACGUCCUCCAGGAACGUGUGCUGAAGUGUCAGUGGCAAAGCAUCAUGGGAGAUGUGUUCAUGAGGCUGACCAGCACAGAGAGUGAUUUCUUAGAUCGCUACGUGGCCUACCUGAAGGAACUGCCCGAGUGCCUGUCUGCAGUGAGUCUGUACAGCGCCACCUCCCUCAAAGCCACCACACUCUUUGAGGGUGACCUCACUGGAGAUGAAAAUCAACCCCCACUCCAAGCCUUGCUCCUCCUACCUGUGCAGCGUGUCCCAGAAUACCUCAUCUUUCUUCAGAACCUGUUAAAGCAGACAGACUCCAAGCACCCAGACCACUACCUGCUGCAGGUUUGCAUACAGAGGUUCAGGACCUUCAUAGGCCAGUACAGCAACCUGCUCCAGCACAACGAGGGGCUCCUCACACAGAACCAGAAGGAGCGGCGAGGCCCCAACUCAAUGGAGGAAUAUAACUCCAAGUAUCUGUGGUCAGCCAUGAAACCGCACAUCAAGACAGCGGACUGUGUUAUCCAGGCAGAGGAGUCAGUCUCCCCCAGUGGUGCCUUGCCGCACUACACCAGCCAGGCAAAGAGAAGCAAGCAGAAGCUGUUGGAGCAGAUGCAACAUAAGCGAUUCCAGGACUGGGCGGCUGGGCAGCAGCGCCCUGAAUCCCCUGAGGGCUCCUUGCCGGUCUUGUUCUUUGCCCCGGAUGCAGACCCCCAGCUCAACUGUUCUGCUCUUCAUGGCGUCCUGGAAACAGAACGGAAGUGCCCCAACACGGAUCCGAUACCCUGUAAGCGUGGACUGCCAGGCUCGGCCCUGGCUGAUGCCAGAGGCCAGUUUCUCAUGUCAGGCGGGACGCCAAACCCGGAGGGGUUCUUUGAGGAAGGACACUCCAUCCACAAUGCCCCGCUCUUCGAUAACUGCUCCAGCGCCUCCUCCAACUCUAGUGUAGACAUCACCUUCGUUCGCUGCCCAAAGAACCGCAGCCAGGAGCCAUAUGCCGGCCGGGGGGUCCAGGACGGAAGCCACAGGUACCCUGGCCGGGGCUGUGCUUCGCCGGAUCAGGUUGACAUGUCACGCCAUCGCUCCCUACAGGCCGUACAGUGCAAGAGCAAGUCGCUGAACGGGUUGCAGCUGGACAGUUUCAUCAUUGCCGACGGCAGGGGCGACUCUGUUGAUCUCUCCCCCAAAAGCCACAGCCCACAGAGCAGUCACCAGCACGCCAAACUGGAGCACCAAUCCAGCAAAGGCUUCGCCAGCCGUAAGCUCCAGAGAAGUGUCAGCCCCCUGCAGAAACUGGAGGUCGACAGCCGGACCGUGACAGAGGAAGAGCCUUGCAGAGAUCACGACAAGGACUGUGGGGCCCAACCCUCCUGGACGGAGGAGUCCAGAUGGACAGGCAGCAUGGAGGAGAGUGGCCAGGCUGUCUUCAGUGAGAGGAGCCGGAAGCAGGACCAGAAAGGUGGCUUCAGAAGCUCCUUCAAGAAGCUCUUUAAAAAAAAGUCUGGCAGUGACAGCAAGGACAUGGCUGCUAAGUCAGAGUCCCAGGCUCACAGCGACCACGAGGCCACACAGACACCCAGGGUUGCACGUCUAGGAGACAUUGACAGAGGAACAGCAGUGUGACACCACAGUGCCACCUGCAGGUGAAUCUGUAUUUGUGUGCAACAAACCCUGGCCAUUGUGGCUUAAAGUGAGGAAAAACAAGUGCCAGUACUCCUCUUGUCAUUGAGUACCAGGUGCCAGUACUCCUCUUGUCAUUGAGUAUCAGGAGCCAUUACUCCCCUUGUCAUCGAGUACCAGGUGCUGGUACUCCCCAGUACUCUGAAGAGAAAACCCAAGAGGUGCUGGUACCACUGAGUAUCAGCCCACUUCGAGCACCGCACAUACAAGAAAUACAGCCAUACAUCAUCUUUGGUACUGAUUAUAGCUGGAUGAGAAAUACAAUCAAACUUCUUUUGCCAUUUUGUGUAAUGUUUUCAAGGAGAGCUUAUUGAUGCCGCAACAUCAAUAGUUUAAUGACAAGGUGAGAUCAAGGAAAAUGUCACAGGCUUGGACCCAGUGUACAUGUUGCACUAAAUCAGUUUUUAAUUGCAGAUUUAAAAGCCUGAAAAUACAAUCAUGGAAUUUGUUGGCUUUCUACAGUUCAAGUAGCUUGUGUUUUAACAACUUGAGGAUAUUUGAUUAGUUGCACUCUAAGCUUCUCCUGCCCGGUGUCGAGGUCGUCUCUUCACACUAUGAACACCGCGGUCAGAGUGACGUCUGUUCUCUCUGUACCAAACAGAAUACUGUUACCACCCGGUAAACACAUUUGUGGUUUGAAGGGAGAGAAACACACAGGGUCAAAGGUCAACGACACAGACGUGACCAACUCUCUCCGUCAAGCAGAAAGGAAAGGACUGAGCCAGCUAAAGGGAGGGGGAGCAAACUCACACAAGUCAGAUACGCACAUUUCCACUAAACAUUUACAGUCCUCCCUUAUCUCAAGGCUUCAUUCCUAUCAGAGAAUCUGGAAGCUAUGACGAUUUCUUAUUAAGUGCUAACGAGGCCUAGCAAUCCAGGGAAAACUGAAGAUGACCCCACCCCUUGAAAUAAUCCUUUGAUAAAAGCCCCAAAUACGAACAUGAAAUAAAAAGCAGAUUUGAUUGGCUAAUGUGUGAGCCCAGCCACCAGCCUGAAACAGCAGCACUUCAUAGUCCCUCUUCCAACGCCGAAAGAAAAAUCACUUUGAUUUAAGCUUCAGAAGCAUCCAAAUGGGAGCAGCCAAUGCUUUCCUAGCUAUUAUGUAUGGAUGGAAUUGUCGUCUUUACUACAUAGGUAUUUAUGUGUAGGGCAUCUAACAUGUAAUGCUUACUUCAGCUUUUUUCACUUUUCACAAGGUGUGCGCUCCACGCAUUUGUAUGUAGAUUGUUUUUGGCUUUAAAAGGUGCGGAAAUAAAUAAUUCAGAAUGUUAUUAGCUUAA